Letharia columbiana is the source of this 1146-nucleotide messenger RNA. RefSeq lists its product as uncharacterized. Lineage: Eukaryota; Fungi; Ascomycota; Lecanoromycetes; Lecanorales; Parmeliaceae. The coding region runs from base 1 to 1146 and encodes 381 amino acids. Gene Ontology annotation, cellular component: cytoplasm. The transcript has 4 exons. The record is from RefSeq and is a predicted model, not a curated record. Gene Ontology annotation, molecular function: oxidoreductase activity.
AUGCUGGCACAGCCACUGCUUAUCAUCUCGAGGAAUGGCGGCCAUCUAAGACCAGAAGUCUACUUCGCUAUGUCCGACAACAUCGAAAAGUACGGCCUGGAAGCUGCUGCUGAGAUCUCCAACCACGAAGUUGCUCACAUCCAAGCAAUCAAGAAGCUGAUCGAAAAAGAGCACAUUGACUGCGACUUUACUCUGACCCGGACCUUUGACGUUUUCCUGGACGAAGAACUCGCCAACCAGUCCAAAGAAGCGUACGAUAGCAUGGUAAAGAGAGGCUUGACUUCUAUUCAAGACGCGCACUUUACACCAGCAAAGUAUGCGGAACGAGUAUCCGGAGUCAAAGACGCCAAAGGCUGCUUCAGCUUCACUGCGGCGCAUCUCUGGCCUUACAAGUUCAUCAUGCAUCUUCUCGGCCUCGCAAUUGCCAAAGGGCUCAAUUUGCAGACCCAUACGCCUGUAACGCAUGUAACUUCGACGCCGGACGACGGCGAGCGCUACGCCGUCACCACUCCCAGAGGAAUCAUCACAGCUAAGAAGGUAGUCUUUGCCUCGAAUGGCUUCACGGCCGGCAUUCUUCCCGAGUACUUGCAGAAGAUCGUGCCUUGUCGAGGAAUAUGCAGCCGUAUUGUGACGCCUGAUCCAAACAAGGCGCCUUAUCUGAACAAUACGUAUAGCUUGCGGACUGGCCAUGACAUGUACGACUAUCUGAUUCCGCGGGUGGACGGGAGUAUUAUAGUUGGCGGCGCCAAAGCCACGAUGUCGAACGACAAAAGCGUGUGGUAUGACAACACUAAUGAUAAUGAGCUGAUUGAGCCUGCAAAGGAAUACUUCGAUGAAUACAUGCAACGACGAUUUGUCGGGUGGGAAGAAAGUGGAGCCUAUGUGGACAAAGUGUGGACUGGGAUAAUGGGCUACACCUCCGACCUCCAACCGCAUGUCGGUCCAAUCCCCGCAAAGCCAAAUCAAUACAUCGUGGCCGGCUUCAAUGGCCACGGCAUGCCCAUCAUCUUCCUCGCCGCCAAGGGCGUUGCGGAGAUGAUCAGAAACGACAAGACGUUUGAGCAGACUGGGCUCCCGAGAGUAUACAGAACGACCGAGGAAAGGCUGCACACCGACAGAUAUGUCAUUUUCAACAAGGCUCAUUAG